Salpingoeca rosetta is the source of this 3133-nucleotide messenger RNA. RefSeq lists its product as uncharacterized. Gene Ontology annotation, biological process: protein autoprocessing; positive regulation of DNA-templated transcription. Gene Ontology annotation, molecular function: DNA-binding transcription factor activity; sequence-specific DNA binding. The record is from RefSeq and is a predicted model, not a curated record. The transcript has 9 exons. Bases 155 to 2203 code for a protein of 682 amino acids. Lineage: Eukaryota; Choanoflagellata; Craspedida; Salpingoecidae. Gene Ontology annotation, cellular component: endoplasmic reticulum membrane; nucleus.
GCAGCAACAACAACAACAACAACAACAGCUGCUGCUGCAGCAACAGCAACAACAACAACAACAACCCGCUGUUCACUCUGCCGCAUGGAACAAGUCCAGCAGCAAGGCUUCAACACUGCAACAGGCAGCAAACCAACCGACGCCACACCGUGUCAUGGCAAGCAGCACCAGCAGCAGCAGCAGCAGCAUGACACCACCGCCACCGCCACCGCCACCGUCGCAAUCACAGCCAGCGGCAUCUUCGUCUGCAGUGCACACCGCAAGCGCUGCCUCUGUGCCUUACAGCUUUGCGAAUACCCCUGCCACCAGCCACAUGACACGCGUGGCAGCCGCGUUCGUCAACGCACCCACGCGCGUGUACCCCAACUUCAGCGCUAUCAGCAACACGGUCACCAGGACACUCAACACCCUCAACACAGGCGCGCUCGCACCAUCCGCACCUGGCGAUGCAGUGAUGGAGGAGGUGGAAGAGGAAGUGGACGAAGAAGAGGAGGAGGAAGAGACGGCCCUGCGGAACACAGCGACGACGGGGGACGACUCGGGCGACAGCAGCAACAACACCACACAGACGAGCAGCGAUGGCACGCCCGGCCCACGGGGCACGGCCUCGCAGCAGCGGCGUACACGGCGCCGGCGCAUUCAGCAGCCGCCCACCACCGCCAACGACACGCCCGUCGCACACAAUCGCACCUUCAGCCCCGCCGUGGCAGCAGCACCAGCGCGCUCGCUCGGCACGCAGCUUGCCAUUUUUGGUACGUCCACCCCCGAGCACAGCAGGGCGGCUGGCGGGAUGGUGAUGGCGGCUCCGUCCAUGGGUUUGACUAUGACACCGCUGGGCGCACACGACCGUGGCAUGGGCGACGUGUACGUGACAGGAACACAGGGCCUGGGGGUGGUGAUGGACGGUGGCAGUGAUGUCGGAAUGACCACCAGCGUCGCAUCUGACAGCGGGCAGCCGCCAACAAAGCGGGCGCGCAGGACAGGGACACGUGCCAGUGCGGGCACCAGCAGCAGCAGCGCCAGCGCAACGAACCCUCUCCCGACAUACAGCCACGACCUCUCCACCAUGCAGUGGGUGUCAAACCCGCACCAGACGUGUGCUCUCGUCUUUGAUGCCGACCUCAACCAAAUCCCCCCGCCAUCACUGCACCUGCGUGAGGACAAGGGCUUCCGGUUCCACAGCCCCCGCAUCUUCAUCUGCCAGAAGAAGAACCACUUCCAGCUGACGCUGCGCAUCACCACUGGCCCGCUUCCCUGCUUUGCCCAGAGCAAGCUCGGCACCCCCGUCGCCAUCAGCAGAUUCGAGAUCCACCUCAACGGCAUCAAGGUUGAGAGUCCCGAUAUGCAGGUGCAGCUGCACCAGUCUGAGUCUGACCGCCGGCGCCACCCCUUCCGGCCACUUCGCGUGCACCUCGCAGAGGGAACGACGCAGCGCCUCUCGAUUGGGCGGCUGCACUUUAGCCAGCCGACGGCGAACAACAUGCGGCGCCACGGCGGCCUCAACCCGGACCAGCGCUUCUUCGCCCUCGCCGUCAACCUCGUCGCCAUCUGCGAUCACGACCCGGUGCCGAUUUCGUCCAUGCUGUCCGAUCGCAUUGUUGUCCGCGGGUCAAACCCGCGCCAGUUUGAGUCAGACCCGAAGGAGACGCAGCACCACAAGCCGUGGUACAAAGGCCAGACACGGCACAGCGCGUGCCACUUUGGCCCCGUCGGUAUCAACAUUCCCAACCCGGACGAGGCGCUCUGCGUUCUUGGAAACAUCAGGCUGACUGGCAAUCUUCUGCAGACGUCUGAUGCGCGUCUGAAGACGGUGCUUGGGGGCGUUUCCCCGGAGGAGGCGUUUCAGCGCAUCUCAAACGUUCGUCUCCACCGCUUUGUGUACAAAGACGGCGUUGUGGACCAAAACGCCGCCGCCCACGGCAACAGCAACAACGAGGCACAAGAAUCUGUGCCACGUUCGCACGUGGGCGUCCUCGCGCAAGAGAUGCAAGACGUGUACCCUGAGGCGGUUCAUGCAGGCGGGACAAUGCGGCUGCAAGACAGCAGCACAACCACCGCCCCUGUUUCAGACGUUUUGUGUGUUGACACGAGCGCUCUCCUCUACGACGCCGUCGGCGCUGUGCAGCACCUCGCCCAGCAAUGCGCUGAGCUGCGGGCAGAGUUGCACGAGCUGAAGGCGCAGCAGCACCUGCCACUGCUGUAGACGGCUUUCGGCAAGGCGACGGCUAGACAGUUGGAGAUGCGCUGCCCGCCCUCCCGCCGUUUCCCGUGAUCCGUGAUCAGUCAAUUCCCAUUUCACUCCACUCCAACGCAACGCCAGCAUUGUCGUCUUCUGAAGCCCGCACACCAUCUUUAUUCUUGCAGCCUUUCACCUGCACCGCAUGCAUCAUGCUGACCAGCCGUUCCCUCGGGUUUAACGUAUCCCGCAUGCAUUUCUUGCACUCGUUUUUUUGGCACUCUAACUGCCUCAAUACGUAUCCAUACCUCUACCAGCGUCCCGUGUGUUGUAUUUUGUAUGUGCGUGUUACGUGUGUGUUGUACGGGUGUUGUGUGUCACUUUGUUUUGUUGAUCUUGUUGAUGUCCGCUUUGCAUCACACGCUAGUGCUUUUGUCGCGAUUCCUUUGACCGUGGGUUUCACUAUGGCAUAUCUUCGUGUUGUACAAGCUUCCUUUUUUCCCCAUCUGUGUGCUCUUGCCUCCCACUGCAUGGUUCGCACACCUGAACUAGCGAGCACUUGGGCUGCUUCUGCACCCCACCACCUGGUUUGCGUUUCGAUUGCUUUUGACGUUUUCCGCUUUCCCUUGCAUGGGUGUGCUUGCGUGGGAGUCACCACCACGAGCACCAUCACCUUGACUCCCCCCUCCUUCCGUUCCCACUUCCUCAUCUCUAUCUCCGACCAUCGUACCGGAGGCAUCCUGCUCGGCACGCCAUACACCAGAGAUUGCAGUCCUGGUCGUUGUGCCUUGCUCAGUCUCCCUGUCCUCCCUUCCUCCACGCUUUGCAUGACGAGAUGCCACCUGCAACACACCUGCCAUGUAUUGUCUUUGGGAUUGCAUGCAUGCUCUCAUUUUCCAUUUCUCUCGGCUUCGGUGAGGCCAAGUUUCAGCUUUUGUGUGUGUGUGUGUGUGUGUG